CAUUCCACAGAAGUUUGACAGUAAUCCUAUAUAUCUUUUCUAGGAAUUUGUAACUUCCCUCGAUGUUUCAAGCAUACAUUGCCAUGGACUUUGCACUAAUAUAAGAGGUAACACUGGUAUAUUUCUUCGCAUGUCUCAAAAUCGGCUGGAAGGUUAUGCAAAAUGGCCUCUGACAAAUCGAAAAGCAUCGAUAGCAUGGGACCUGAGGAGAUUUUUGCAACGAUGAAGACCCUUGGUGUAUCUUUCGAUGGAGUGAACACGAUUGACGACAUGAGGACUCGAGUAAAGGCAGCAUUAAAUCGGGCAGAAAAGACGUCGAGCUGGUCAGCGGGACAAGUACGGUAUUUAUUCCUGUCAGUAAAAUUUCGAGACAAUUUUGGCUGGUAUUUAUUUAAUAGCUUACAUAAGCGUCGUUAGUGAUUGCUUAUGAAUCCAUGCGAGAAAAAGGAGUUGAAGGUUAUUGCUCAAAAGGAAAGACAAUAGACUACAUAUUCAUAAUAGUUUUAAUUUCAUUUCAAUUGUUUAUUUUAUGUACUGAUCCCACAAGAUCCUCAGCUUUUCCUUUCUUAAGCGAAAGAAACCUAUAUAUUUUUCCGGUCUAUCAUUUAAAAAGCGAGAAAUGUGGCUCCAGAGGCGGAAAAUUAUUUACAGUAUCUAGAAUGUGAAACCGAAAGUCUUCCGCAACUGACGCUCCCAUCUCACCGAUCACGUGACAAAACGUCAAUGGCGCGGAACAAGAUAACAAAGUGAAACGGUAUUAGAUCUGCUUUAAACCCGUUAAUUUCAAAAAUUUAUUUCUCAAAUAACAAAAAAAAUUCCCAAAAUAUAAAGUACACAAGUCUAAAGAUAUCCGAAGAUAAGCCUAACGUUUGAAUUUCGGAUUUAUAUCGCAGGCUUAAAAAGUCAAGAAUUGCAUACUCUAUAACUAGCUAGGAAUAAAAAGCAAAUUGAAACUGACUUAUACUAAGAUAGUUAAUUUACCUUUAAAUUCCCAGCAUUGUUCGUCAAUUUUUUUCUUUAGCGGGUGCAAUUUUUGUUGUAAGCCCUUCGUAUAAUGUCCUGAGACAUUUAAUUAAUAUUUAGCCCUUGCUGAACGUUUCUGUCGCUGCUGCACAUUUAUUAUAGUUGCUGUAGUUUCUGUAACUGCACUGAUUAAGUUCCUGUGUAGCUGCUGUAGUAAUUGAAGUUGUUGUAGUUCCUAUAGUUGCAGCAGUUGUUAUAGUUGCUGUAGUUGUGAUAGUUCCCGUGUAGUUGUUGUUUAGUAGUUGUUGUACUACUGUAGUUGUUGUAUAACAGUUGUUGCAGUUUUAGUAGUUGCUGCAGUCUCUGUAUAACAUUUCUUGUAGUUUUAGUAGUUGCUGUAGUUGUUGUAGUUAUUGUAGUUGCGGUUUUUGUAGUUGUGGUAGUUCCUGUAGUUUCUGCAGUUGAGUGCUGUAGUUGUUGUAGUUAUUGUGAGUUGCCUUAGUUGCUGUAAUUGUUGUAGUUGCUGUAGUUCUUGUAGUUGCUAUAGGUAUUAUAGUUGCUGUAUUUGUUGUAGUUACUGUAGUUGUUGUAGUUAUUGUAGUUGGUGCAGUACAUAACUAUAGUACAUACAGUUGGUGUAGUUGUUGUAGUUGCAGUUAGUAGUUCCUGUAAUCCAUACUGUAGUUCUAACUACUACAACUGCAACAACCACAAUAACUACACAAGUACAGUAACUACGAUAACUACAGCAGUUACAAUAACUACUAAAAUCCCAACAACUACAACAACUACACAACUACAGUAUAACUAAGUACAGCAACUACAAUAACUACUACAACUACAACAGCUACAGUAACUACAAUAACUAACAAUAACUACUACAACUACAUCAACUAGAGUAAGUAACUACAAUAAAUACAACAACUACAGCAAUUCCAAUAACUACAAGAACCACAGCAAUGACAAAGUACCAACAAUACGCCAAUUAUAAUCUUGUAACUGUGAAAACAUUGACAUAAAAGGCAUGGAUGUCUCGGGACAUUAUACACAAGGCUUACAUGAAUUACCGACCGUAGUUUCUCAUCUUUUUACAUAAAUUCGUUUUUAGUGUGCCUAACACAGCCGCAUAAUCGCCCUUAGUUCGCCCUUAAUUUUUGUCACGCUACGCUGUUUACUUCGAGGCCAUUUUGAACAAGUGAAGUCAAUUAUUAUUUAAACUCGCACAGAAUAAUUAUAAUUUAUACAAAUUAGUGCUAUAAAAUAUAAAAUCGAGAGAUUGUGGAGGGAAAGAGAAUUUCAGUUGUGGGUUCAUUGUGCAGAGUUUGGGACACCUAAAUAGUUCGUGGAACUUGUAACCGAGUAGGUGACCCCAACAAGAAUAUGAGUGGAAGGAAGAUAGAUACAAAAUAGUUAUUUUAAAUAAAAAGUAUUACUUCAUUAGUUAAAUAGUAGUUAAGAUAAUAUAAUCGUAAAAUAUUAGGAAUCAAUAAUAGUAUUAUAACCAUCAAUCACAGAAUUCUUGAUAUAUUGACGAAAACUGGAAAACGGCUUGAUUUUCGUAACAUCAAUAGAUAAAGAAUUCCAAAGUUUUGGACCAGUGUAACUCAGAGAACGAAUGCCGUAUUGAGUGGUAUGAACAGAUUUAACAAACAGAUUAUCAGUCUGUGAUUGGCGUGUAUUAUUUGAAUGAAUUGAAGAUACUGGGUUAAAAUAAUUAACAAAACAAGAAGGCGGCUUAGUUUAUGGUACCACUGAUAAACAAAAGAGAGAAUUUCAAGAUGAAUUAUAUCAGAGAAUUCUGGGAGUCUGAGAGACCUCAGCAAUGGCUCAGAAUGAGAUCUAGGGUCGGAAAAAGUCAUUAUUCUGACGACUCGUUUUUACAAAGUAGUUACUGGUUUUAGGUAGGUUGGGUAUGUCAGACCCCAAACUUGAAUACCAUAAGUAAGAAAGAGGUAAAUAAGGGAAUAGUAAAGCAUAAUAAGUAUAUCAAUUUUAACAUAGUAGCUUAAUUUGGAAAAUAUACCUACAGUUUUCGAUAGUUUUAAGCAGAGUUCAUUAACAUGAUUUUUCCAAGUCAAGUUUGAGUCAAAAGUGAGACCUAAGUAUUUGACCGAGGAAACCUCUUGAAUGUUCACACCAUCAAUUUUUAGAUUUAAUGACUUAUAUGGUUUAAGUCUCUUAGAGUAAAAAAGAACAAAAUUAGUCUUCAAAAUAUUGAGAGCUAGUCUAUUAGAUUUCAUCCACUCAACCACUGCAUGGAGCUCUUGAUUUAGGAUUAGUUCAAGAUCGUUAAGGUUUUUACUUGAAAAAUAUAUAUUAGUGUCAUCAGUAUAUAUAUAUAUAUUAAUGUUACCAGUAAACCGCUGAUCUUAAUGUUUGUUGUGACAAUGACCCGAUUAUAGCACGGAAAGAGGCGACGAAAUGCGAAAAUCUUCGUUUGAACUUGUUUAAGUUGGUGAUGUGCUCUCAACAAUAUUUUAGCCUUAGCAUCGCGGUAAUUUGCAUAACACGUCAUUUUAACUGUUUGCGGCUGGUUUUCACUAGCGACUGAGUCGUAAGCGGAGUCAUAAGCGCGACGGAAUCGGAGUCAGAAGAAUCAGAACGUUUCCAUUUCUUCCGACUCUGCUUACCACUCCGUCGCUUACGUCCCGCUUAUGAUCUAGUGAAAACCAGAUUGUCGGAGUCGGAAGCAGAAGUAGCCUGCGUAGCAGGCGUCGAAAGGGGUAGGGGGUAGGGGAUAGGGAGGAAGGGAAGAAGGGGAGGGGGAUUGGGGAGAGGGGGAGGGGACGCCUGCUCUAAGAACCCCCUUUUGUUCAUAUCUGCGGACGCUGGCGUCCGCAAAUUCCUGAUUGGCUGAGCCGUAAUGAGUAACAUAUUGAAAUGCGCGUUUCACAAAUCAACAAACAGUCGAGAUGGCAGCGGUAGACGUGGAUGUCGUAGAGAGUGCUUUGAGAGAUGUGAAUUUAUCUAGUGGUAGAGAAACUGUUUUAGCCAGAGCAAGAAUCAGCAGUAAGGGCUCUUUUAGCCGACAGAGAUGUUCUGGCGGUUUUGCGGACCGGAUACGGCAAGAGUUUAAUUUACCAAAUGUUUGUACGCGCGAAGAACUACGAGCUGAAUGGUAAUGCGGCGAUUCUCCAGGGGCACCCAACGAGGAUAUAGUUCAAAACCACUUAACAUAGCAUUGUUGAACGUAUUUUAGUAUUCAAACGGUAGAUAUAGGCAUAUUUUUAUCCCCUAAAAACUUUUCAUCUGUUCGGAUUUCCUAGCUGAAAGUCUAGUGAUCCGAAAAUUGUAGGGAUAAAAACUUACCUUCUCGAAAAUCUUAGCCAGGAAAAGGCUCUCGAAAAUUCUAGGUGGCCUUUUUUAGGGUCAGAAUCCGUUAAAAAUGGGUAAUUAUACCAUUUUGUAGAUGUUCGAAAAUCCUAGGAGAGGCAGGCAAGCAAGAAAUUUUACAACAAAUGCUCCGAAAAUUCUAGAACUCAAAUCGUCUUCCGAACAGAUAUUUUCGCGAAAAUUGCCGUUGGGUGCCCCUGAUUCUCAUCAUUUCGCCACUGAAAAGUAUUAUCGAAGACCAGUUGCAGGAGAUGGAAUUGUUGGGCUACCCAGCGAAAGAUUUAGCCAAUUUAUCGAACGAUGACAUUCGCCGAUGUAACUUAGCAAUAAAAGAGGGUGGUUUUACCUCAUGCCAAAAUGCUGCUUAUUCCAAUAAAGUUGUUUUUAUCUGCUGGGUAGAUUAUGCUCUGGAAGGUUCUGCAUUUAUACUGAGCAAAUGUUAUUUUAGCCGCACGUUUCACACUGAGAGGUCAUGACAUACAUAUCCAUUGACUGUAGUUAUUGUUUUCUGGUCGGUAGGAUUUGCCCUCUGAUGCAAGCGCAAUUUCUUUGACCUCUUUUGAAGCGUAAAGCUUUUUUUUAUUACGGCUGAAUAAGAGUUCCAAUUUUCUCCAAAGUGCCUUCUGGAUCUGAAUAACUAAGCGAUUUUCUUUAGUCCGCGAGUGUAAUGUUUUUCUGCAAUGGCUAGUGUAGCGACACUUGAUUGACAGUAAGCGUAAUCGGAUUACUAGAAAAUUGGUAGGCGUUAUGCAAAAACAUAGGCUCUUAGAGCAGGCGCUCCCUUCCCUUUUCCCUUUCUCCCUCCCCCCUCCCCCUCCCCUUUUUGCGCCUGCCACGCAGGCUAAAGCAGAAGCGGAAGGAUAAACCAAUCACAAUGCACGUUCCUACGCGUUGUGAUUGGUUUAGUUCUUCCGCUUCUGCUUCCGGUGAAUCCCUGAGCAUCAGUCUGUUAGUUGAUGGCUUCUAUUAUAAAUACAGACAAAUAAAUUAGGCAUCUUAUAAAUAGGAACACAAAAUGGAAAAAUCCGUAUUAAUAUACGAGGUUAACCCUGAGGUUAACAUUGACAGCUGGUUUAACAUGAAAAACUGCACUGGUACGCUUCCGGAUUAUUAUUGACCGUCAUUAGUUGUUUCAGUUUCAAGAUCGUUUUGAGGGUGCUAGUAUUCAUCGAAACGAGCGUAACAUCCAGCCCUCAUCGAGCGAAAAUCACUGUCGAAAAUGAACCAAUUCGUUCUACCGAAAGUAGAACCUCCCUCAUGCAAAACCUCAACCUCCAGUUCGUAAUUUACGGUUGAAUUUUCACGGCACUUUGUAACAACUCAAUGAUAGUGUUCUUGGAAUACGGUAAAUUCUUCCUAUCACAGGGCAAAGAGGAGUUAUUUGUGAACUUGAUUGUUGAUUGUAGUUAAAAAGUUACAGUUGAUACCGCGCAUAGUCAGAGUGCUUUCGAAAUUUUCUUGUCUAAUGUUAAUUUACUUUCUUCAGGCCUUUUCAAUUUUAUCUGAGGCCAAAGAAGAGGAUGCCAGAAAAAGACAGGACUUGCUAAGCUAUUACGCUAAAGCCGAUGCCCUUUUGAGAAAAAUGGAUGAACCGAUGCUAGCUUUACUUCAGAAGCACACAAAAAAUGUAAAAGAGAAUAUGAAGUGGCAUGAAAAACAGCUGAAGCAGACGCAGUACUUUCUUCUUGUUGCAGGUAAAAUGAUACAAAAGUCACAGUCACCAUUUUAGGGUGUGUUAUAUUGACCGCGUUCAUUGCAUUGUAUCACAGGCGGACCAUCCGAACUGUUCGAGGGAUCGUGAUGUCACGCGCGACACGUGAUCCCAUACAUUAACUGUAUUUCGUAACGCCUGCACCCGGCUUGAUUCAAGUGAUCAGUAGAAAUGCUUCAUAAAACACAGAAUUUUGCACCUUUAGAUCCCAAAUGUUGAUAUAACGUGAGAAAAAUGAAUCAAGAUAACUUAACGUUUGUUCUUAGUGUCGUGUUCUGCGAUUUUGUGGCGUUUUCAGUCGCUUGAAACUGACACCCCCGUCGGGGGUCAGGAGCACCUCGGCUCAGUUUUGAAAAGACAUAUCGCGGAUUUCUCUGAUUUCUUCUAAAUUAUACAAAUUUUACACCACGUUCACACCACGUUCACUGUGUAUUUAGAAACUACACUGCUCAAAGGCAGAAGUAUGCAUGUAUGCUCAGGCAAGCAACCUUAUCCGAGUGACAGUGCAAUUUUUUUAAUAUGCAGCAGUAGGGUAGCUUUAACAGGAACUACGAUAUCCUAUCCUCUGGGGCCCGGGGGCGGGGGGGUGGGGUUCCUGAAGAUUAAAAGGGUCUUGCCGAUUCUUUUUAACGCUCUAAUAGCGGAGUGGAGUAGAGAGAGGGCAACAAUUGGCAUUUACAAUAAGAACUGAUAAACUUGUGGUCUUCCAUUAACAUAAAAUCAGUAAAAUUAAUGUCAUUUGUGGUCUUAGUUAAAAGAUAUUUAAAAUUUCCAAUCUCUCUUUGCCUUCCUUAAAAAGCCAUCCAAUAGAUUGGCUACUGCGCUGGUCAUUUUGGUCAUUUGCAGGUGAAACAUCCUCUGGUAAAAGUAGCUUGAUCAAUCUUAUUCUUGGAGAGGACAUUCUACCGUGCAGUACUGCCACCACAACGUCCACCAUAUGUGAACUGAAGUAUGGAGAGACACCUACAAUGGUGGUGCACUUUAAAGACAAGGAUCCUGAAACAGGAGAGACGACUAAAAAAAUUCCACUCCACAAACCUAAUGAUCAAAGUAGUUAUCUUGAGCAGAUCUCGACUUACGUCCACCAGAAAGGUUCGAUGUUGAAAAAGGUUGAGCUUUUCUGGCCUCAUGAACUUUUACAGGUGAUUAUUUUAUAUUCUGUCUGCAGCGGAAUAAGGAUCUAGAACGCGAGCGGCUACAAACACUGAGCUGCUAAAAUUUCUACGAUCAGCACCUGUUAUAGAAGAGCGCAUUAACCAACCUAAACAAUUUCACUGUACGGCCAUACCAUAUACCAUGUACCAUGCAUGCCAUGCUAAACUGCUCCACCAAUAAUAGCGAAGCUCUCUCGCGCGCGCAGCCGAGCACCACGGGUAAGAAAAUUUAGUUAUCUAUGCACCCGAGAAAUUUUGGUGCUCACGUGUGCGUCCGCUCCAUAGGGAAGCCAAUAUGAAAUGUCACAUUUCUAGCUUGAAUGGGAACCUGUAAACUAUGUUUAACUUGAUUUAUUUAUUUAUUUAUUUAUUUAUUAUUUUCCCACAAUAAAGAUUACACAAGCAUUACAUUAUACAAAGAUGUGGCGAGGGGACCUCAGAAAACCACAAGGCUUGUACGAGGAGGCCCCCUCGUUACAAUAAUAUUAAGCAAUAGAACUAUAACAACACACAACAACGGACAGUACAAGACGCAUUAUCGAUAUAGUAGAAAAUCAAAAACUUUCGUUUUAAACGAUUGCAAUGUAAAAUUCGAAGUGACUGAGUUUGGUAAAGAAUUCCAAAUUUUAGGGCCUUGGAACAAAAUAGAAAAUUGUUUGGUGUUAGUUCGGCAGGCAUGAGAACGGAAAUGCGAGGAACUUCUAGUAUUAUAAUUAUGAAUAUUGCUACUAGUAACAAAAAGGUUCGAAAAAAGCGGUGGCAGUAAUUGAUGAUAAUAUGAAAACAUAAAUUGUGCAGUAUAGAAUGAAUUAAUGUUGUAUAUGUCCAAAAUCUUUAAACGGAAAAAUAAUGGUUCAGAGUGCGCGCGAAAAUCUGCAUUUGUAAUAAUUCGUACUGCUCGCUUUUGUAGAAGAAAAAUUCUAUUAAGGUUUGUUACAUAAGUGGAGGACCAAACUGUGGUACAAUAUGUUAAAUAAGGAUAAAUUAAGGUAUAAUAAAGAGACUUUUUUUUGUUGUUUCAGAAAGAAAGAAACGAGACCUAAAACAUGACGCCAAUAGAUUUUGAAAUUUUCUUACAUAUAUAAGUAAUAUGCGGCUUCCACGUUAGAUGCUCGUCGAUAAAAACCCUAAAAAUUUAACUACCUUUACUUGUUUUAAUAAAACCUCAUCGUACAAGACAGGAUUUAUUGGGAAGCCGACUGGUUUUUGCCUUGCUGCAAAAAUGAUAUAAUUAGUUUUCGUUAUGUUAACAGAGAGCUUAUUUGCUUUCAUAAAAAGAUCAAUUUGAGAUAAAUCAUUAUUUACGGCAGAAAUAGCACAAUUUAAAUCGGGAUUAGAAUAAAACACACUAGUAUCAUCUGCAAAAAGCAUAGUUUCAGCAAGACGAGUAGCACAAGGGAGGUCAUUGAUAUACAAAACAAACAAUAAUGGUCCUAAUAUAGAACCUUGAGGGACUCCACAGCUCAGAGUCAGCCUAAUAGAACAAGUCUCUUUGUACUGGACAAACUGCACGCGAUUUGACAAAUAGCUUUUCAACCAGCUAAGUGCUAGCCCAUGAAUCCCAUAAUGCUCAAGCUUAGACAAGAGUAUUUGAUGGUCUAAAGUAUCAAAUGCUUUUGAUAAGUCUAAGAAUAUGCCAACUGUAUAUUCGCUUCUGUCAAUAGCAGUUGCAAUUUUAUUAAUAAGAUGAAUUAAAGACAGCGCUGUAGAAUAUUUUUACGAAAUCCAAAUUGGCAACAAUAUAAGAUAUCUAAACGAUCUAAAAAUUUGUAAUACGAUUGUGCAUAACUCUUUCAAAGAAUUUAGAAAAAUUAGAAAGAAGCGAAAUUGGACGGUAGUUAGUGAAAUACUGGGAAUCACCAGCUUUAAAUACCGGAAUCAGUUUAGCAAUUUUCAGUUCAUCAGGAAAUAUUCCUUUAAUAAGAGACAAAUUGAUUACAUUGGCCAAAGGCUGAGAAAUGAGAUCAAAGGUGCUUUUUAUUAUAUCCAUUGAAACGUUAUCAUAUCCAGGCGACUUUCCAGAUUUAAAAGAGUUGCAUAUUUGAUUUAGUUCCGAAAUAUUAGUUGGAUUUAAGAUAAGCGACUCAUUAACAGAAGCGCCAAGAAAACUACGAAAAGAUACUUGUGUGUCUGGAAUUUUCCUUGCUAAAUUCGGACCUAUGUUGGUGAAGAACUUACAAAAGCAGUUAGCUAUUUCUUGUGGAUCAUUUAACAGUUUUCCAUCAGAGAAAAAGGAAUUUGGCAGAGCUGCUUUUCUGCUCGGUUUGUUGAUUACAUCAUUGAUUAGUUUCCAAGUUUCUUUCAGGUUAUUUUUAGCCUUCUCAAAUUUUGUAUCAUAGUACUUUCGUUUAGCAAUUUUUAUAAGAUGAUUCAGUUUGUUCCGAUAGCGUUUGUAUUUUAACUCAGUAGUUGAGUCCCUAGAAUUAAUGAACUGCUUAUAGAGUUUAUCUUUUUUCCUGAUAGAAACAAGCAGAGAUUGCGUUAUCCAAGGGGAGCGCAUUACUUUCUUUGUUUUAAGUUUUAUCGUUUUUAAUGGAAAGCUUUCAUUGUAUAAUCGAACAUACUCACUCACAAAACUAUUAUAACAUUCAUUAGUAUCGCUUUCAUCGAAACGUAAAUUCCAAUUAACACGAGAAAGAGAGAGCCGAAAAUUGCUCUUAUUUCUUUCUGAAAAAUCUCUUUUAGUGAGAUAUUUAGUUUGGCUAUUUUUCGACGCUAUUUCUGUCUCAUCCACUUCAUAAACAAAAACCGGUAGAUGGUCAGAAAUAUCAUUAAUAACAAUACCAUUGAAAUGUUUACACCUUACAUUAUUCGUGAAUAUAUUAUCAAUAAGUGUGGCCGAAUGAGCAGUGAUCCGAGUCGGUCUAUUGAUUAGAGGAAUGAACAUAUGGGAAAAUAGACUAUCAACAAAUUCUUGAGUAGGGGCAUGAUCGGAAUAGUGAAACAGAUCUAUAUUGUAGUCUCCACCCAAAUAACAAUAUUUGUCAUUUCUAGUUAUUUUAGCAAGAAUCUCAUUAAAUUUGUCCAAAAAGUCCCGAGUGUUAUAAUUAGGCGGACGAUAAACAGUACCAACUAUAAUAUUUUUCCCAUUGGGAAUGUUAAUUUCAACAAAAAGAGUUUCGAUCACUUCAGGUUCAGAAUAAUUACAAUCGCGGCAUAAUUUGUAUUCUAAAUCGUCAAGUAAAUAAAUAAUAAUAGAUGACAGAGCGCAAAAACCGCAAGACAUGCGCACUAGAGCUCUCGACUCUGUUUCUUGUAUUCCCGCCUUUCGAUUUUCAAAAUGGCGGAGGACUAAUCAGAAUCGCUGCCAAGCCGCUGUCCUCGCUCUGAGAAUUUUUCAACAUCGUUAAACGGAAUCUGUCAGCAUUCAGCCGUGUCUUGGCGACGCUAGCGAAAAGAUCGGACUUAAACAGGUUCUCUAAAGCAGCGAUGUUUGUGACCAGCUUCGGAGCCUAUUUUGAAGCUUGUUGUUUCGAAGAAGGGCAGGUUUUUUGCGUUUCUUAAGGUGGUCGCUUACUCUUUAAGGUCAGGAAAGAGAAAUGUUGGAGGUAAAUAGUUUCUGUGAAACAUAUCAAAUAUGACUUUUUUUUCGUUUCUAUGAAAAUUUUUUAGAGCUCUUUAAAAGUGGACUAUUGUUUCAUGACUUAAGAAUUACAAGGAAGGCUUGUUCAAGGCGAAAUUGGAAGAACUACAAGAAUAUUUACGUCGUUUACCGCGUUGCUUCGCAAUUUUUGUUUCUACUGACAGUGAAAGGAAUUCGAUUUGCAACUGGUUUUCACGAAAAUUAAAAUCUAGAACUUUGCUAUCUUACCUAUAAAAGUGGUUAUUUGCAGAUUUUUUUUUUUUAAGUAGUAAAGUUCGGGUGAUGUACGUUGUGUUUUUCAGGCGCUAAAUAUAAAUACCCCUUGGUGACACUGAAUCGUUGUGAUUGCUCACGUUGUUUCCUCAGCGAAAUCACGGCUAUACAGUGCAUUCUUCUAGUUUCAAACAGCAGUAAAGGCAUUUUUCUCAUGACAUGUUCUAUGUUUAAAAGGGGCCACGAGAACGAAGGAGCCGGUCAAGAUUUAGGGAUUAUGGGGGGUGGGGGGGCUUGCGAAAAUUUUUUAAGGUUCUAGAAAAUGCCAUGUAAAUCUGUAUUUCUGUUACAAAUAAAAUAAAUCGAAAAAUUUAAAUUAUUAUGACAACUUAAAAUUGAUGGGGGGGAGGGAGGUAAAAUUAUAUUACUAUGCGAUGAAAGAAAGCAAGUGGGGGUCGUUCCAAAACAAUUCUUAAAAAGAAGUUGAAAGAAAUCAAAGACCAAAAUAAAAGAGUCCACAAGAAACUUGAGGGUGGGUGCUUGUGGUUUAAUGGAAAACUAAGUCACAGAGGUGGAACAGGAAGUCAUUAAUACAUAUAAUAACCUUUUUCAUUUCACUGGCCACAAUAAUGAUCUGCUGUUUCUCAAACAAUGGAAAAGUGCAGUGAUCAGCCAUCUCAAAAUAUGUUGCAUGCUCAGUCAUUAUUUUUAACCCAUUUACUCCUGGAAAUGUUGCAGAAAAUUAUUUUUUGAAGCUAAUCAAGCUGUUUUCUGGUCACUGCCUGGCUACAAAAAGCCAAAACGCUGUUUGUGAGAUGGGAACUUCACCGAGCCUUCUGUUCCAGAUGCAAUGUAUCAGCUUCCAACAGUUGAUCAUGCUCAGAAAGCAAAAUUUUCAAGCUAGUUUUUAGGUUUAAAAGUGACACAGCAGUCUUGAUGUUUAUUUUUCGCUUCCUCUCCUCCCAUUGAUAGGAAAUGUUUUGGGGAAGCUUGUAGGAUCAUAGGAUUAGAUAGAAGGAUGUGUAAGUGAGUAGUGGAACAAGAUUUCAAGGGGAAUGGGUUUAUAGUUAAGCAUUAAAUGUUGUGAUGGGUUGGUUACAGUAAGUGACAUCGCAAACUUGUUGUGUUCCUAUUACUUGGGGAAUGCAACCAGUGAUAAAUUCAUUAAAAAGUGUGAAAAAUACACAAUUGUGGCUACUGUUUUCAGAGCCCAAAAUAAUAACUGCACUGGUAGAUAUUUUCACUUCUGAAAGUUUCAUUGUAUUGACCCCAUGACAAAAAAAUAACGAAACCAAUGAAUUUCUCAUGGAGUUGCACUGUUCACCAUCUUUCAGAGUAGCCUACAGUAGGACCUGCACCGGACCAUUAGUUGACAAUAAUAACUUCAGAGAGAUUAUGUUCCAUGUAGUUACCUGCCCGAGGUUAUCACUAUUAUCCCAACUAAACUCAGCAAACAUGCUUUACAAGAAAGUGGAAAGUAAAUUGUGUAUAAGAGUAAUGAGUUUGACUACCCCAUGUGCACUAAUGUAGGCAUUUACUGCAUGCUUGACCAAAAUAUUCUUUGGCCUGCACUGAAAGCCAAUAUCAUGUUAAUAAACGUGAAGCUUGUAUUUGUUGUAGUUAAUUUUUUUAACUCAGGUAAUGUAUGCUAAUAAAGUUGAAACAAAAGAGAAAAUAAAAAUUACCUGAGAUAAAAAAUAAACUGCAACAUAUAUGUCAAAUAUAGCUUCAGGCGGAAGGUAUUGAAACUCUUUCCAGAAAAGAAAUUUUUGUUCAAAAUCUUAGAUUUUUCUUUGUAACACCAUUAAUAUUUAACUCAUUGACUGGCAAACAGUUUUGUUUAUUGAAAUCCUCUAUUAAGCCCCCAGGGGGGCUUAUUUGUUUCAAACACACUUGAGGGGGGGGGAGCUUAUUUAAUUUAGCAAAGACAAUGGUAUCAGUUCUCCACAAAGAACUAGAAUACAUAGUGGAAAAGCCGAGGAUCAUAAACAAAUGUGAACUUCCAGUCGGUGAAUGAACCAUCCUCGAUCGGUCCACACGAAGUUUCACAGUUGUGUUUCACAGUCUACCAUUCAUUAAUUAGCAAAGAAUAUAAAGGGGAAGGGGAACUUAUUUGAGGGGGGGGAGGAGGUUAAAAGAGGAUUUACGGUAUUUACAUCUGAUGUUCAUUUCAUGAAUGUGUUUUCAUUAUGUCAUAUCUGUUUGAGACAAGGGAGCACAUUUAGUUAGUGUAGCAUACUUUGAGAAACGAACUUGAAAGCAAUGCUUAUAAUUAUGUGCUAAGUAAGUAAUAUACACAUUCCCGGGUGAUGUUUGAUUGGCAGAAAGACUGUCCAGUGCAAAUACAAACUCCUGAUAGCAGGUUAUCAUCAUGACAAGCAAUCAUCUCAGUUCAAAAGGAGACAAUAUUCAGCACUCUUGUACAUCUCAAUAAUACAAGUCAUUGGUCUAUCAUUGCACAAAAGGAGAAAAGCAUUAAUUUUAUCCCAAUGAAAUAGAACAACUCUCCAGUGAGCACGAUCCUGGCGUGAAUGAAGAUAUAUUGUUAAAUUCCAUUUAGAACAGUGAAAAACAAUUUUCAUCAAUCAAGAAAUCUAAUUUGAAGAGAAUUGGGGUAGUUGCCCUUCUAUACAACCUCAGCUCUUUCAAGAAAUCAGGUUAAUGGUUUCUGUUUCCUACAACAAAAGAAGUGAGAAAAUGAUUAUGGUAGAUGUACAGCUUGUUUUAUAAGAAAUUAUUUUUCAAACAAACACUUAGAAGAAAAAAAAGAGAAAAAUCUACAAUAACAGAACAAAAAUAAAAAUUAGUACCCACAAAUAACAAACAGCAAAAGAAAUGAGCUUCAUACAUGUAGACAAUCAUCCAUAUGCUAAAACAUUAUUUGUAGCAUGCUGUAAAAUGUCCAACAAACACCUGAUAGCAGGUUAUCAUAAUGACAAACAAACAACCUCAAGAGUUUGGAUUCUCACCUGUUUGCCUGUGUACGAUGAGGACAAUGAUGAUGACCCCGAUAUGAAACUUUUGGAUCUCUACGACUUGAAUAUGAAUCAGAAUUAAAAGGAGGCAAAGUGGGACGCUUUAAUUUGAAAUCACAGCUAUGAAAGCUGUUCGACCACACGAAGUUCAGGAAACAAGACGAUUCUGGCCAGCCAAACGCAUUUUCAAAAUAUGGACAAUCAAAGCUGAAAGCCUUUGAGUACAAUCAAUAGCAAGUUCCCUGUAGCUGUUCCCGUGGGCAAAGGAGUAAUCCGAUGUCAGUUUGCUGAAAGCUGAAAUAUGCUCGAACGAUGUGUAAUAUAAACACUCGAUGUUUACAUGAUACGGUGGACAUCCCAAACGGCGCUUUCAGUAACUUCACGCACAGAGUUUUGAAGGCAAUUAAACAGUAGGUUGCAUAAGUUUCAUUCAAGGUUUCUUGCUAAAUUUGAUUGUUUCUUUUUCUACGAACAGCAGUCUUGUAGGUCCUUGUAGUUUCGCAUCUCUCUUUCACACUCUGCCGCCAUGCUGAUCUUCUUAUCGAUCUUCAUUUAAUCGAUCUGCAAUUUUCUCGGGUUUGCGCAGGCGCAGUUACGCAAAACAGGCCAAAUUACGUCAUUAUCCACUAGCCAAUCAGCGGUUUUUGCGCUCUGUCAUAAUAGAUAUCUUAUCAUGGUAAAUUGACAGCUGUCAAAACAGGGUGUCCGCUGACCAGCAUCACAUGAGGUACCAACCCAGGUGCCAAUCCAUCGAGGUCACGUGUUUUCUGGGGUUUUUCCGCUGAGCAGUUAUGAAGCUUUAAAUUGAUCGCAGGCUCAAGUUUAUGUUUUUAGCGGGUCCUCAAAAGUCACAUGGUCCUCCACUAAAGUUAAGUACAGAUUUGUGGAUUUCUUUGCAACGGUUCCAAGUUCGUUCUCCAAAGUAAAUUAUAAAUGCAUAAACGGAAGUCUAUAUAAUAUAUAGAUUUAGCCAGGGCUAAAAGCGAGGCUCCCAUUAGUAAAUUUAUAAUUUAAAUUAAACAAUAAACUUGUAUUCGAAUUCCACAAUUCAGUUAACUUUAGAGCACAUUUAUGUGACUUUUGAGGGAAAGGCUACCUGAUUUUAGAGAAAAAUAAUUUGCAAACAGCCCAAGAGUGAACCAAAUCUUACAUCGAGUUGAUAGCCUCAUAUGUACACUCAAAAACUGGUAAUCAUCUUUUAUCACAUUUAAGAGCCGUAAUGGCUAUUGAUCACCGUAGAUCAAUUAGGCUUAGAAAAAAAACCAGGCCAACGUUUUGGCGUUCGACAAGUUUACUUUGCAAAAUCUUGCCAACAAAUCUGGGUGCGUGUAAACCAACCUUUUUUGCCAUGGACAGAAAGCAGUAUUUCACAAUACAAAUUGCUCUCAUUCAAUAUUCAUAAACUGUUAAAAAAAUUUUCCAAAAUCACCUAUACGGCCAUCCGGUUCUCACUUUUGUAGUGCGAGCUGUAGCGAGUGUUUGAAUGAACAUUAACAGAGUUACGCUCCAAGAUAAUAAAGAAUUUAUCAUGUUUAUUUUUUAUUUGAUGGUUUAACGCGCGGCAUUUUGAGAACUCCUGCAAGCGAUGUUCACUGAACGACUGAAAACAAUCGGCAUAGCGAUUAAAAUUGCAAGAGAGACUACUAACAAUCAAUAAAAGAAAUAUAAUUCGGUGAAACAUAAACAGAGACAACAAUUUUCAUUCAGGAAGACAAGUAUUAAAGUGUCCCUAAAUAUCCUGAAUCUUCAAGCUUCAAGCUUAAGUUUGCUGAAGUUUAUGUUUUAAGCCAGCUUCCCGGUGUUUGUUUUUUCAAAGACGAACUCGAGGCAAGAAAAUCGCUCAAAGCUUUCUUUUCCGGCUAGAAUUAUAACUAAAGAUUCUUUGGAACAUUUUCUUUCUAUUUGCGGUGAGAAACUGUCUAAAGGCUUUUUAAAGUUCUGUAAGAUUAUAUCAAACCAGAUACUCGGUGAGAUCGUUGUCUCAAAUCUUACAAACGCGCAUAAACUAAAUUCCCGCAUAAACUACGCUCCACUUCAUUAAAUUAGAUACAAAAAACAAACAUGAAAUACAAUAAUUUCUCUGGCUUACCAUUCGAGAUGCAGCUCCUGAAAGUUAUCAGGUAAAGCCAGUAUCGCUUCAGACUUUGCAAUCCUCUCACGCAUCAAGCAAGGUGAAAACGAAAACGAUGCCAUCCGAAAUCGGAUUUCCGACUUUGACAAGCGACGUUUUCUCAACCAAAAACCCAAUAAACAAACUAGCCAUGAGUAACAGAAGACUCCUGAUAGCAGCUGAAUUUCAUUUUGUACAUCCAGUGGAAAAAGACAGUUAAAAACAUCACAAGUUGACACAAAACUCUGUCAGCUUCAGCUGUUAAAGUAAACAAGAUUCAAAAUGCUGCAUAAAUUUUGCGCAUGAACUCACCUGUCAAAUUUUGACCAAUCAGAGCAUAAAAAUUGGACGUAGAGCGUGACCAACGCGUGACCAUUCUGAGAAAAAACAAAAGCAACUGUCUUCCCUGCCUGUAACAGCUGGCUGAAUUUUCACGUCCGAGGUCAGUUUGCAAUCAAAAUUUUAAUUGUGCAGCACAUAAACACAACAUAUUUCAUAUGAAUUAAGAAAAAAAAUUGAACUUGAGCCUGCGAUCACUUGAAAACUAGUUUACUUAUCAGCGGAUAACUUCAAAAAAUACUUGACCUCGACGGGUCGACACCUGAGCCCGCGAUACGGUCAAGUGAUACUGGUCAGCGGGUACUCUGUUUUGACAGCUGUCAAUUGAUCAAAACAUUGAUGUCCAAUAUGUGUGCAUUAUCAGUUUUCCUGUGCUCCCAAACUAGUAAAAGUAUGAGAUUGAACGUUGUUCGCGAUCUAGUAAAACAGUUAACUGGUCAGCGGACAGCUUCCAAAUAAAUCACGUCACCUCGAUGAGUUGACACAUGAGCCCGCGAUAUGGUCAUGGGAUACUGGUCAGUGGCUAUCCUGUUUGGACAGCUGUCAAUUGACCAUAUUGUUAAUGUCCUAUAUUAAAGAUGUGGACUUGCCAAGACACGCCUGAGACACCCCUCCCUUCCUUUUGAUAGUCUCCCCUACCCCACCCAUACAAUCUGUAGACGCGUACGUACGUAUGUACGUACGUACGUACGUACGUACGCUCGGUCAAUCACGUGACAACCAAACGAAAAGAGGUUGACCAUAUUCCAUGGGUAUGGGGCUCUGUCCCACGCGCGCUUCGCGCGCGCGGGAGCCCCGCUAUAAUAAACGGAAAUCUAUAUGCUGAACCAAACCAAAGGUGUUAUAGAGGUUCCUGCAGAUCACUACGAGGAAUUUUAUGAAAACUAUAUUCUCAAGAUUUCGUAGAAAAUCCUAAAAUUACAGGGAAAUGGUGAAAAUUUUGAUUUUUUAGGAACUUAUGGGAUUUGUUUUGCAAUGGUAUCCCCUGAAUUAGUACCAGUUAAAAUAAAUUUAAUUGUAAAGUUACAGUGAAUAAAAUAGCCUUAAGCACAGCCAUAGGUUGUUUUUGAAUGCGGAGAGAAAUGUAAAACCGCCCUCUUGCGGGCUAACCCCGAGAAGGUUUCUUGCUCUCAGUAACUUUUGCCCUUCUGUGGUACAUUUGUGUUUUACCUUGUUUUUAAGAUAAAAUUCAAUUGUUUUGCAAUGAUCCAUAUGCUCUUAUCUGAAUUACAGAAAGGAAUAGUGAUCAUUGACAGUCCUGGUGUUGGAGAGUCUGACGAAAUGGACGAGAUGGUGAUUAAGUAUCUGCCUGAAGCUUUUGCUUUUAUAUAUGUCGCUAACAGUUCAAUUGCAGGGGGAGUCAAAAAAGACAGAGUAAGUACCUGGAUUAUUGUGAGUCCGUUCCGGCAAUUUACACGGAUCGAAGCUAGGCCUGUCCCGCUUGCGCUCGUAAAGUGCUAGAACGUUGCUUCCUGGAAUGCUAAAACGUUGCUAAGAAAUUGCCAAAAAUCUAAACACUUAUGCUACCCAAUUUUCUAAAGUUUCUACCUAAAUUUCUUGAUAUUUUUUUAAACAAAAGUGAAUUAGAAAGCUCUUUUUUUGUUUUUCGUAAUAAUUACUCACAUCAGUCAAGAAAUAAAGUCUAAAACUUACCUUUAAAGAGUUUUUCACUUAAUAUGGGCGAAAUUUAAGGAUACCAUGCUAAGCGAAUUUUAAUACGUUGUAUGAAAAUAAAUCUUUUUCUCUAUUUUUGAACGAAAUGUUUAUUAAAGUUCAUUCUUUAUUAAAGCUUACCUUGUACAGACUGUCUUACAGGCCUCUUAGGAUGCCGAGAGCCCGUAAGCGACACUACCACACUAUUAAUUAUUCAUACGGCAAAAAUUUUAGAAGACGUUGUACGAGAAAUAUUCUUUGUUCUAUUGUUCCAUAAAUGAGCUAAAAUAAAAUGUGCAUUAAAUUCCACUUAAUUUCAAGCUUACCUUUUCUGUGUUGUCUUGUGUUUAUUUCUGCUGACUGCAUUUCAGGCCCGGUUAGGCACGUGUAACUAUGCCUUUUCAGCCCUGCGAAAUGUCAAGUUGGAAAGGUUAUGCGUUCAAAAGGUUGAUAAACAUUCAAGAAAUUCGCGUAGAAACUGAAGUCUUCUAUGAAAUCGUUGAGUUUUUCAUGCUUGAUAUGUGCUAUAAACCUAUAUUUUGCUCAAAUAUUGCUCAGAAAGGCAAAAACUUACUCGAGGUUGCUUGAACCGCAACAAUUGCUUCAAACGUCAAAAGUUGCCGAGCAAAAUCGGGGCAGGCCUAAUCGAAGCUAAGAGUAUUAACUAUUCGAUAUUAGCGGAAACGGGGCAAUUAUUCUAGAGAGCAAAAAAAAAUAAGGGGGCCAUUACAAAGGGAAUUUGCUUAAAAACGCACUUGGAGUAUGAAUCCUGAAAAACUGUUCUUAUAUUUAACCUAAUGAAUCAAUUCAGAAGGUGGCUCUUUGGUUCCAUAGGGUUAGGCUUAGUGAUAGCUCUAGAAGCAAAUCGUGUUUGGAUUCUAGAAUCCAGCAUUAGAUUUUCCGGACGAAGCGAAUCCUGAGAAUCUUAUAUUGUAUUCUCCAAAACAAUAAAAACAUCUUAAGUUUUGUUAAACUCAGUCAGUACCGUAUUUUCUCUAGAAAUAGCCAAUUAAUUCACUUAGAGCUGGUAAUAGCUAAAUCAGUGAACAGCAAACGGCUAAGUUGAAGCGUUGCUUUCAAGUUAUAGUAAGCAAAAGAAAAUGUAUAUGAUACAGGUCUGGAUUUAUCGAUGGUCCGAUUGCUGCUGCAUGUAUACAGUUGAACAAAGCCAACAACAACAAAACAACAACAAUAUUGUGAGGAAUCAUGAAAUAUUAUGACAAACCAAAAAUUAAAUUCAAGAUUAAGCGCGUAUAGGGAUUAAGGGUAUCAAGGUUACUUAAAGGUGAAAGUUAACUUACUUUAACCUUUGGUUCAAAUGUCCCGGGGGAAAUUCUCAUAUAUGAGCGGGGAUGGUCGUCGUCUCGUUUAGGGGUGCAAAUUAAUUGCAGAUUUCAGUAUCACUUAGGGUGUUCAUCAUGGAAUGCCAAUAUUUUUACGAGGGCUGUACUCAGCUCCCAUUUGGUUGUAUGUUUGAAAAAGGUAUUCUUAGGGGCCAUGUCAAGCCUGAGCCACGCCUAGAUCGACCUCCAUCUUCGGUGUAACUCCAAUUUUCCUUUGAACCUUUCCGCCCAUUUCAACGAUGCUAAUACGGUACAAACUUUCGCGUCCCAAACUGACUCUUACCCUCUUGUUGUGGUCUUUUGCUACGUAAUAAUGAAACUUCAAGUUAUCGUGUCAACGUUAAUUUUUACUCGCAGCUUGUAAAACUGCUCCAAAGCGCGAGGGAUGUGUCAAUCGGGGUGCCAGGAGAAGGAAAGGAGGAUGGUGGUUCAUCGCUUGAUAUACAGGAACGUCUGUUAUCCAAGUGUGCUUUGUUUGUGUGCAACAAAUGGGACUCCGUCCCGGAGAAAGAUGUGCGACCCGUUAAGAAUGAAGUUAUAGAGAAACUCCAAAGGGUCUGGCCUGGUGUUGAUCCCGAUUCACAGAUCAUUUACAUGUCAACCAAGAAAGCUGGUGAUGCUCAAAGAAUUGGUGUUAUCUCCAAAGAAUUUUCCUCUUUAAUGGAAGGAUUGAGGUCAUUGGUCUUGCAGAGUAUAGAAGCAAAGCUGGAACUUCAUUGGGAGUAAGCUUUAUUAUGCAUGUUUUGUCCACCCUCACUGUGAAACAUUUAAUGUCACAAAAUAUUUCAGGGCAAGGAAGAAUAGUGUACCAUUUUUGUACAGAGGAGUUUCCGUUUAGUGCUCGAACACAAAUAAAAUAUUGGUUUUCAAAUCAGAGUAGAGUGUGAAGCGACGACCGGAAAUACGUCUGCUGUUCGCAGGCAUUAUAACACGUGUGUACCAGGUGUAAAUUUUCGAAUAUUUUACAGGAUUGAUAACACCCGCGGAUUCGCACAUGCAAUUUUUUUGUUGUUGUUGUGAGGGGAAGGGAAGGGGGGGGGUGGGGAAUGGGAGAAGAGAGUAGAAGUUAUGGUUUGGUAGAGGUUUGACGUUGACUAUUUCUGAAUUUCGAAAGGUAUUUCAUGCCACACUUGACACGGCUAGUGCUUAAGCCGUCAACACUUGAAAUAGCUGUUCUCUCACAAUACCAUCUGCACUCGCUUUGUUUCUUCGACUUCUUCGCGCUUCCCUUUCGGUGUCGAAGAAAUGUGCAUUGCUCUUUGUAUAGUGUGCAAACUACAGACCUCUUAUACGGUAAUUAGGGUGAAGAGAGUUGAAUUAGAGAUAACAGUCAAUAUGAGUUCACUUCCUGCAGGCUAAGGUACCAGCUGAAACAACUGAAAAGUAACACCUUCAAAAACUAGCCCGCGUCAAACCGCACCAUCCCCUGACGACAACUUUUAUGACUGAUAUGUUUAAACAGAUCAAAAACUAUUAUAAAAAGAAUAGUGCGGUAGCAAGAGUAGUUAUCUUCUUUUUUUCAUGACUUUUUAAGUCUAUAUCUAUCGUGUUGAACCGAAGGAUUUUUACAGACACUGAAUAUGUGUUUUAGCAAGUGACAUAAAUUCAAAUUUGUUGAAAUUUUGAGAAAGAACGUAAAAGAUAAAGGUUUUGCGAAAAUGAUUUCUGGCCUAAAUUUUUCUGAAUCAAGACUGCAAUACUUUUUUGUUUUAGAUGGCUUUACAAACUUCUUUCGAGGAUUUUCAUUCAAGCAAAAGUGUUUGUUGUAAACGCCUCAAAGAGCCCCGAGGAAAUCAAGGAAAGACUGGGCAAAAUUUUUAACCGCUUAGAGGCAAUUGAAAAUGAUCAAGGGAAAGCCAGAAAAGACCUCCGUGAAUUGUUCAGCGAACAAGUUAACAGCGUUGUGCAUCAACUCUCGCAACAUCUCUUGUCAGACGACAUAAAGAAACGCUUUACAAAGUGGUCCAAAGAAGAGGCUCCAGAUGAGGAUGGGUCCUGGAAGGAAGUUGAAGAGAAUGUAAACGCCGCUUUGUCCAGACGUUUUCUAGAAAUUGUAGAUCAGUGGGAAGAGGAAAACAAAGUGUUUUUAGCUACUCGUACUUUCCUCAUGGAGCAAUUUCAAAAUUGCUUUAAUAUUGUCGAAUUCAAAUUACAGAAUGUUCAAAGCGAAGCCGCAGAUGACGGCUCCAGCAAUCCAAACAAGGUAGCCUUUAGAAUUCAACUUUCAUUCUGGCAGAAAGCUUUUUGGAACAUGAAGAAUAUUAGUUUUGGCCUCGGGAGAGUGCUUAUUAAAAUACGCAAUCUCAGCCUAGGAGCAGCGAUCAAAAGCGUUAACGAUUUGGCUUCAAAUGUUGUAAAAAUCUUGUACAAAGAUUUAUUAAAAGACGUGUCUGAAGACAUUCUCACUGAUAGUAUAAAAAAGAAUCUUAAACCGUUCGUGGAAGGCAAAUUAAGGGAUGUUAAGCUCUAUCUUGAUAGAAUGGAAGCUCGCCUGCAAGAGCUUAUUGAGGCGGACAGGCGACUUUAUGAGCAACUCAGUAAACGAUCGGCUCGCUAUCAGCCUGUGUUCUAUGAGGUAAAACAGCACAGGGAUCAACUGGCAGAAUUUGGCUUAAGCGAAGUUUGUGCUGUAAAAGUCGAUGGCAAGGAACUGGAGUGGAAAGAAGAAGCAUCUUCCUGCCUUGGCCGUGGAGCAUUUGGUGCCGUUUACCAAGGAACGAUGAGAAGAGAUGGAGGGGUAACAACAGUAGCAUUGAAGGUGUGGAAUGAGGCGCUUGAUGCCGCAAAUGCAAAGGAAAUCAUGGAGGAGAUAAAAAAUUUGCGGUAAUGAUUAUACACUCACUAGUCCGGAACAUACCUCCACUUUUAAACUUUUUUCUUUAAGUACAGCCACUUGCCUGUCAUACGCAUGUUCCUUGGCAGUAUCAUUGAUAAAUAUGUUCAGUUUCCUUGCAGAUUUUCCUCGACAAACAGUUGAAAUCUAUUUUCCGACGCGUGUUAUUUUUGUGUAUUUUUGCUAUCACUUUGAGUCCGUGAAAGUUUAGUAAUUCGGCUCUUUUUUCGAUUCUUCUACAGCGGCUGUCGGUGAUCUCUCGCAACAGUUAGGCUGCCGCGCCACUAUCCUACGUGACGUCAGUCGUGGAUAAUUUUUGUUGAUAUUCCCGCCAUCAGUUAUGAGUGACGUCAAUGAUAAACUACAGUGGAAAAUCGAUAUACCGAAGGGCUAAAUAAGUGGCAACAUGUGGUAUUAAUAAUAAUAAUAAUAAUAAUAAUAAUAAUAAUAAAUUAAUUUAUUUAUAAUUAUCAAUCUUCGUCUUUUCCGUUAAUUAGAGUGCUAAACCACCCUCACAUUGUGAAGUUUUAUGGCAUAUUACUGGACAAAGGAACUUCAAAAACGGCUUUGGUCAUGGAAAAGUGCAAAGGAAACUUAAAGACCCACAUCUUUAGUGGUCCAGAGUCAGUUCCUGGCAAAUCUGAAAACCCCGCUGUCUUCAAAGACGUAUGCCGUUGUGCAAAAGAAAUCACCGAUGGUUUGGCUUUUAUGCAUGCGAAGGGAGUUGCACACCGGGACCUCAAGCUGGAAAACAUAUUGGUACUAAUCGUAUAACAAUAAAUGCAUAGAUAAGUUUCUAGCCUGUGUAUAGCCGCCCCCUCCCCUCAGGAAAAAAAUUGGAGAAGGGGCGUCUGUGAUUCAAUGUUGUUCAGAAACAUCGUGUAUGGCAAUAAUUUUGCAUAAAAGACCUUACAAACCCUUAAUGAAGGAAAAGAUCCAUGAUCUUAUGCAAGCCUUACCACUAGAUACGGAAAGUCAUUAGUUUGAAAUAAAGUGUCCACAGGUCAGACGCAACUCAUUAACCUGUGAGAGAGCCUGUUCACAGGCUACAAAUCAUAAGCUCGUGAUAGUGUGAAACGUGACCUUAACGUUUGGUUGAGCAACAGAGGUUUUCCUCCUUUACUCUCUCACGGGCACCCAGCGACGUUUUUCUGUAAAAUAAUUAUUCGAAGGAGAAAAUAUUGCCUAGAAAUUUCUAAAGCUUGAGAAAAGCUAAAGAUUUCUGGAUAACCGCUCCAUACGUCUAAAAUAUUCGGAGGUUUUGUAAUAGCUUGACUACGAUUUUCGGAGGUUGUGUUAUUCACGUUUUAAUACCAAAGUAUUGCGAUUAAUGUUAAAAAAGGUCUCCUAAAACUUUCGGUAUAAAGACAACACGUCCCCUAUAAUACGGGUUGCACAGGUGAAAAUUCGUCCUUUAAAAAUUUGUCCGGACGCGUGUAAACCAGACUCGUACCCAGUCGCUAUUUAAGUGUUUUUUGGGGUGAGAGAAGAUUGGGGAUUAGGUUGAGACGCGCACGGGGUAAUCCCCCCAAUCUUCUCUCACCCCAAAAAACACUUAAAUAGCGACUGGGUACGAGUCUGCAUGUAAACGGCGUCUCAGAGAAAUAAAGAAACAAGUAUAGUUAGUGCGUUCUUCUAAAAGUUUAUAUUCCUUGUCCCAUUAAAGCUGACUGACGAAAAGACAGUGAAGAUUGCAGACGUAGGCCUGGCUAAAGCAGAAAUAGACAUCACCGGCACCUUAGCGGGAACACCUGUUUAUAUGGCACCGGAAGUGUUUCAUUCCCAAGUGUACAACACCAAGGCAGACAUCUACAGCCUGGGGCUGUUAAUGUGGGAGAUGUGGUACGGACAGAGGGUCUUUGUUAACGUUGCAGCAACAACACUUCAAGAUUACUUUGAUUGGGUCGAUAAAGGAAACCGUCCAGUGGACAGACAGGGCUGCAAGAAGCCUCCAUCCUUCUGGUGCAAGCUGAUGACAGAGUGUUGGGGCAGUAAUCCAGCGAAACGCCCCACAGCCAGAGAAUGUAACCAAAGAAUAGUCGGGGUCUGAUACUAAUGCCUGAGCCGUUGUAGGAUAAAGUGAUAAGCUAGCUUUUGUCAGAGCUUUGUGACAAAAUUCAAGAAGCGACAAAAGAAGGAUUCAGAAAUUCGUAAGAGGCCAGGUUUCUCUUCUGUCAAUCUCAGAAGAGGCAGGCACUCAUAGACCCAUAGAAAUUCGAUAAAUUUUAAUGCAUGUAACCGACGCUAUGAACAUGGUAACGCAUUAUAUUCAGAACUCGGAAAAAAGAUAGUUGUAGUUAGCAAUUUAUCUACUAUUACAAGCUACUCUUGUACAGUGUCAACAAGAGCUUUAUUCUCGCUUGUAAUCAAAUCUCGAAUUGUUUUAACAAUUACACUUUUUGUUAACAGUACUUUCAGGAAAGCAAUAGAUAGCAACAGAAUGAAGCUCCUGAUGAUAAUUUUUUUCAUUUACUUUUUGAAACAUGGCUCCAAGAAAUCAAUGAGUUGUCGAAGUAAUCAGUGGAAACUAUAAAUAUAGGUUGCUGUUAGUCUAGUU
Molecule: messenger RNA, 24767 nt
Organism: Porites lobata
Lineage: Eukaryota; Metazoa; Cnidaria; Anthozoa; Scleractinia; Poritidae
Source: the annotation of a GenBank genome assembly